Puma concolor (puma) is the source of this 1545-nucleotide messenger RNA. RefSeq names its product fyn related Src family tyrosine kinase (gene FRK). Gene Ontology annotation, biological process: protein phosphorylation. The record is from RefSeq and is a predicted model, not a curated record. NCBI's taxonomy places the organism in Eukaryota, Metazoa, Chordata, Mammalia, Carnivora, Felidae. Gene Ontology annotation, molecular function: ATP binding; protein tyrosine kinase activity; protein binding.
AUGGGCAACAUUUGUGUGAGGUUCUUGACGUACUUGAAGCCCUGUCUCCCAUGCCUGUUCCAGGAGGCCGACAAGCCGGUGGUGAUUGAGAACCCAGUGGCCCGCUGCUCCCCUGAUGCUUGCAGGUCACAGAGUCAGGAGCUCAGGAGAAGCCGUGGUCACCUCUUUGUGGCUCUAUUUGAUUACCAGGCUCGGACUGCAGAGGACCUGAGCUUCCUCGCGGGUGACAAGCUCCAAGUCCUGGACACUUCCCAGGAGGGCUGGUGGUUCGCCAGGCACUUGGAGAAAAGGGUAGAUAGCUCUGGGCAGCUGCUGCAGGGCUAUAUUCCUUCUAACUAUGUGGCUGAGGACAGGAGCCUGCAGGCAGAGCUGUGGUUCUUUGGAGCAGUCAAGAGAACAGAUGCAGAAAAACAACUAUUAUAUUCAGAAAACCAGACUGGUGCCUUUCUAAUCAGAGAGAGUGAAAGCCAGAAAGGAGAUUUCGCCCUUUCAGUUUUAGAUGAAGGGAUUGUGAAACACUACAGGAUCAGAAGACUGGAUGAAGGGGGGUUUUUCCUUACCCAGAGAAGAAUCUUUUCAACACUGAAUGAAUUUGUGAGCCAUUACACCAAGACAAGGGAUGGCCUGUGUGUUCAGCUGGGAAAACCAUGCUUAAAGGUACAAGUACCAGCACCUUUUGAUUUGUCUUACAAAACCGUGGACCAGUGGGAGAUAGACCGCAACUCCAUACAGCUUCUGAAGCGAUUAGGAUCUGGUCAGUUUGGUGAAGUAUGGGAAGGCCUAUGGAACAACACCACUCCAGUAGCAGUAAAAACAUUAAAACCAGGUUCAAUGGAUCCAAAUGACUUCCUGAGGGAGGCACAGAUAAUGAAGAACCUAAGACAUCCAAAGCUUAUCCAGCUUUAUGCUGUUUGCACUUUAGAAGAUCCAAUUUAUAUUAUUACAGAGUUGAUGAGACAUGGAAGUCUGCAAGAAUAUCUCCAAAAUGAUGCUGGAACAAAAAUCCACCUGACCCAGCAGGUAGACAUGGCAGCACAGGUUGCCUCUGGAAUGGCUUAUUUGGAGUCCCAGAACUACAUCCAUAGAGAUCUGGCUGCCAGAAAUGUCCUUGUUGGUGAACAUAAUAUCUACAAAGUUGCAGAUUUUGGACUUGCAAGGGUUUUUAAGGUAGAUAAUGAAGACAUCUAUGAAUCCAAACACGAAGUAAAGCUGCCAGUGAAGUGGACUGCACCUGAAGCCAUUCGUGCUAAUAUAUUCAGCAUUAAGUCCGAUGUGUGGUCAUUUGGAAUCCUUCUUUAUGAAAUCAUUACUUAUGGCAAAAUACCUUAUAGUGGCAUGACAGGUGCUCAGGUAAUCCAGUUGUUGGGUCAAAACUACAGACUCCCUCAACCACCUAACUGUCCACAAGAAUUCUACAGCAUCAUGUUGGAAUGCUGGAAUGGAGAGCCUAAAGAACGGCCAACCUUUGAGGCACUGCACUGGAAACUUGAAGACUAUUACGAAACAGUAUUUUCAUAUUCAGAGGCAAAUAACUUCAUAAGAUGA